GGUGGAGGUGGAACCGGAACCCAACAUCAGAGGCCCUGAGAUAGUCACCAUGGGGGAAAACGACCCUCCAGCAGCCGAAGCCCCCUUCUCCUUCCGGUCACUCUUCGGCUUGGACGAUUUGAAAAUAAGUUCUGUGGCACCAGAUGGAGAUGCAGUGGCCGCCCAGAUCUUGUCCCUUCUGCCCUUGAAGUUUUUUCCGAUCAUCGUCAUUGGGAUCAUAGCCUUGAUACUGGCGUUGGCCAUCGGCCUGGGCAUCCACUUCGACUGCUCUGGGAAGUACAGGUGCCAUUCAUCUUUCAAGUGUAUUGAACUAACAGCCCGAUGUGACGGGGUCCCCAAUUGCAAGGACGGGGAGGAUGAGUACCGUUGCGUGCGGGUGAGCGGCCAAAGAGCAGCGCUCCAAGUGUUCACGGCUGCUGCAUGGAGGACCAUGUGUUCGGAUGACUGGAAAAGCCACUAUGCCAAGAUUGCCUGUGCCCAGCUGGGGUUUCCCAGCUAUGUGAGCUCAGACCACCUCAGAGUGGAUGCACUUGAGGAGCAGUUCCAGGGCGACUUCGUGUCCAUCAAUCACCUCUUGCCAGAUGACAAGGUGACCGAGUUACACCACUCUGUGUACAUGAGGGAAGGCUGCACCUCAGGCCAUGUGGUCACCUUGAAGUGCUCAGCCUGUGGGAUGAGAACUGGCUACAGUCCCCGCAUUGUAGGUGGAAACGUGUCCUCGCUCACUCAGUGGCCCUGGCAGGUCAGCCUCCAGUUCCAGGGGUACCACCUAUGUGGGGGCUCCGUCAUCACCCCUCUGUGGAUUGUCACCGCUGCGCACUGUGUUUACGACCUGUACCACCCCAAGUCCUGGACUGUCCAGGUGGGUCUCGUGUCCCUGAUGGACAGUCCUGUGCCCUCCCACUUGGUGGAGAAAAUCAUCUACCACAGCAAGUACAAACCAAAGCGACUGGGCAAUGACAUCGCCCUCAUGAAGCUGUCCGAGCCACUCACCUUUGACGAGACCAUCCAGCCCAUCUGCCUGCCCAACUCUGAAGAGAACUUUCCAGAUGGGAAAUUGUGCUGGACCUCAGGAUGGGGAGCCACAGAGGACGGAGGUGACGCCUCCCCUGUCCUGAACCACGCGGACGUCCCUUUAAUUUCAAACAAGAUCUGCAACCACAGGGAUGUGUAUGGCGGUAUCAUUUCACCCUCCAUGCUCUGUGCGGGCUAUCUGAAAGGCGGUGUGGACAGCUGCCAGGGAGACAGCGGGGGACCCCUGGUGUGCCAGGAGAGGAGACUGUGGAAGUUAGUGGGUGCGACAAGCUUUGGAAUUGGCUGUGCUGAGGUGAACAAGCCUGGAGUCUACACACGAAUCACCUCCUUCCUGGACUGGAUUCACGAACAGUUGGAGAGAGAUCUGAAGACUUGAAGAAGAGGGAACAAGCCGGCACCUGAGCUCCUGAGGGGUGGACACUGCACGAGCCUUCCCUGGACUCCGGAGUGGACAUGUUGGAUGCGAGUACCAGCUCUUACCACCCUGCCCAUGGCGGUGAAGCAUAUCCAUCCACUGGGUUGAGAACCCUUCCAACCCUGACACCUGGAGUUGCUUGCUGCUAAAGCCCCUGGCCCCUGGGCUUUGAGGCUGAAACAACCUUGGACUCAUGUACACAAGCGGCACCUUUCCCGGUCACCCCCCACCUGCCCUAGAUUUUCUCCUCAGAGUUGCUGCCAACACUGGCAAGCUUUCAUGCACACCCAUUGAACACCAGUUGGUACAGGAACUGCUGGUGUGGAUUGUUGAAGAUGCAGUCACCCAUUCAUUCUAGCUCCGGGCUCCAGAUCUCAACCCAACUGCCUACUUCCAGGAGCUGGUUUCGGGAGUGGGGAACUUAGUCUCUGACUGAUUCAGCCUGAGGUUUUUUUUUUUUUUUUUUUUUUUUUUUUUUUUUUUUUGGCUCCGCUGUUUUCUCACAGGAUUUGGUGCUUGACGAAUUUCUCACUUCUGAAAGGCGUCCCUUUGCUUAGCUUGGCCUGUCCUUGGGCUUGAGUGAAUGCGUGGCCAUGGGCCACGGACACUGAAAUCACAGGCUCACCUCAAAAGCCGACCAGGCUACACAUGUCGGGAGUUUGCAUUUUCCUGUUAGGUUUCCCAGCAUAUCAGAAGUGUACCAUAUUGUACUGUGGGACUCAUAAACAGAGUAAGGACACAGGCCAGGUGAAGACAAGACUGGACACUGAAAGCAAGUUGAAUAGAGGGGUUCUAAGUAACAGGGUCUGCCCCACUUGUCCUCCAUGAACUCGGCUAAUGGACCACAGCCAAUGGUGUCCACAGCCCCUCUUACAUGGCUUACAGUCCUGAGGUCCCUGUAUUACCCAGUAACAGAGGAGGGUUUCGUGAGACACAGGCAUUGGUCGUUUAAGCUUGUCACAGAUGAAGUCUUCAGAGUAUGAAUCAGUUGCUUUGUGGCUGCAACAGAAAAUGGUGUGUGUGUGUGCAUGUGUGCAUGUGUGUGUAUGUGGUAUGUGUGUAGUAUGUGUAGUGUGGGUGGGGCACAUCACCAAGACAAACUGCCACAUAAUCAUUGAGCUUUGACCCAACUCUGUCCAAAUUAGAGCCCCCCUCUAUGGAUGUAAUUUAUCUAUUAGUCAUGGGAAGAAAUGACAAACACAACUGGAAAUAAAGCACAGAAGUUAU
This is a messenger RNA of Rattus rattus (black rat), 2677 nucleotides long. It is a transcript of the gene Tmprss3, whose product is annotated as transmembrane serine protease 3. Gene Ontology annotation, molecular function: protein binding; serine-type endopeptidase activity. Gene Ontology annotation, cellular component: membrane. The coding region runs from base 50 to 1411 and encodes 453 amino acids. Gene Ontology annotation, biological process: proteolysis; acrosome reaction. The transcript is spliced from 12 exons. Lineage: Eukaryota; Metazoa; Chordata; Mammalia; Rodentia; Muridae. The record is from RefSeq and is a predicted model, not a curated record.